AUGUUGGCCGUCACGAGCCCCGCGACGACCAAAUCGCCUCUCGCGCUCACUGCACAGCCGUAUCUCUGCGGCGGCGCGUCCGCCGUCUUCGCGGCCGUCGCCAUCCACCCCAUUGACCUCGUCAAAGUGCACCUGCAGCUCGCGGGGCAGACCGGCGCGACCGUCACGGGCCUCAGCGUCACGCGGUCGGUCCUGGCCCAACAAGGCGUCGCCGGCCUCUACGCCGGUCUCUCGGCCGCCGUCGCGCGCCAAAUGGUCUACGGCACCGCGCGGCUCGGCAUGCACCGGGCGUUCUCCGACAAAAUGAUCGCCCGCCGCGUCGCACGGGGCGACAGCGCGUCGCUCCCGCUGUCCGUCAAGUCGGGUUCGGCCAUUGUCACGGGCGCGCUCGCCGCGACCAUGGGCUGUCCCAUGGACGUGGCGCUCGUGCGCAUGCAGGCCGACACGCUGGCCACGGCCGGCGACAAACGCGGCUACAAGAACGUCCUGGACGCCGUGUACCAGAUCGCGCGGUCCGAGGGCGUGGCCACGCUCUGGCGGGGCAGUGUGCCGCUCGUGGCCCGCGGGGCGGCCAUGAACCUCGGCAUGAUGGCGUCGUACGACCAGGCCAAGGAGAUGAUUGCGGCCCGGUACGGCCACAGCUUUACGACGAAUAUGGGCGCGAGCGCCGUCUCGGGCUUUGCCUGUGCCUUCACGUCGCUGCCGUUCGACCUCGUCAAGUCGCGCCUCAUGAACAUGAAAGCAGACCCCGUGACGGGCCGCAACCCCUACACGGGCGUGACCGACUGCUUCAAGCAGAUCGUGACGAAAGAAGGGCCGGCCAAGCUCUGGCGCGGCUACUGGACGUACUACACGCGGUGCGCGCCCAACGCGAUGAUCGUGCUGCUCGUCGUGGAGCAGCUCAAUGCGGCCUACAAGAAGGCGUUCCUCGACUAG
Molecule: messenger RNA, 936 nt
Organism: Hyaloperonospora brassicae
Lineage: Eukaryota; Oomycota; Peronosporomycetes; Peronosporales; Peronosporaceae
Source: the annotation of a GenBank genome assembly